Messenger RNA from Solea solea (common sole), 1642 nucleotides. It is a transcript of the gene cysltr1, whose product is annotated as cysteinyl leukotriene receptor 1. The record is from RefSeq and is a predicted model, not a curated record. NCBI's taxonomy places the organism in Eukaryota, Metazoa, Chordata, Actinopteri, Pleuronectiformes, Soleidae. Gene Ontology annotation, biological process: G protein-coupled receptor signaling pathway. The transcript has 2 exons. Gene Ontology annotation, molecular function: leukotriene receptor activity. Bases 111 to 1091 code for a protein of 326 amino acids. Gene Ontology annotation, cellular component: plasma membrane.
CACUACUGCUGCAGACAGGAAAGAGGAGCAGAAUAGACACAGUCUGAGGCAGCAGCACCAACUGGCAGCACCGUUCUGACAUCAGUGGAGCUGCAGGUGUAAAGUCACUCAUGGAGCACCUAAAUCUGACAAACAAUACUUUCAUAAAAUCUGAGGACUGUCCGUCCAUCGAUGACUUCCGUAACCAGGUGUACUCCACAUCUUACGCCCUCAUCACUGUGUUCGGCCUGGUUGGGAACGGGUUUGCCCUGGCAGUGCUGAUUAAAACAAGCCAGCAGAGUUCUCCCUUUCAUGUCUACAUGAUAAACCUGGCUGUGUCUGACCUGCUCUUUGUUUUGACACUGCCAAUGCGAAUUAUUUACUAUGUCAAAAAGGGCCAGUGGGACCUCGGGGAUAUCCUCUGUCGCAUCAGUUCCUACUGCCUCUAUGUCAACCUCUACUGCAGUAUUUACUUCAUGGCUGCCAUGUCUAUCACACGUUUCUUGGCCAUUGUCUUCCCUGUGCAGAACCUGCGGCUGGUGACAGAGAACCGUGCCCGACUGGUGUCCGUUGUCAUAUGGUUGCUCAUCUGUAUUUCGUCAAUUCCCUUCCUCUUGACUGGCCAGCAUUUGGAUUCGACCACAAAUAAAACCAAGUGCUUCGAUCCUCAACCAGGGCCGGGCGAUUGGCUGAAACUACGUAAUCUGAACCAUCUUUCUGUGACUUUAGGCUUCGGUCUGCCAUUCCUGGUAAUCCUGCUCUGCUAUGCUGGCAUCAUCCAUGCCCUACUCACCCGCACCAAUGCUGCUAGACAGCAACGGGACACCGGCAUCAGAGCCAUCCGAAUGAUUGUCAUUGUCUUGCUGACCUUCCUCAUCUGCUUCACACCGUACCAUGUGCAGCGAACUAUCCACCUGAACUUUAUGACUCGGAACGACACCACCUGCUCAGAGAAGGUUGCGAUGCAGAAGUCUGUGGUGGUGACGCUGAGUCUGGCUGCUGCCAACUCCUGCUUUGACCCUAUGCUUUAUUUUUUCUCUGGAGAGGCUUUCCGCCGCCGCUUGUCCUCAAUUCGAUUUGCAAUGACAAACAGGGGUGGUACAAAAUCAUAGAAGAACCAGGUCAUGAGCUGGGUGGGGAAUCAAAUCUGAUUCAUACUCCGUUGCUUGGCGCUUUGAUAACUGAUAAUUAUCAAUAACUGUUGUUCAAUAAAACUUAAAACAGUGAUUAACGCAACAUUUUCAGCGUAUGUUCCUGCACAUAUUUUCAGUGGUGUUUGCGUAAUCACUCACCUCCAGCUGGUUCUGUGAUUUGUUUAUUUGUAUCUCUGUGCUACUUUUGAUAAUGUAUGGUUAGUCGCUUAACUGAGGAGGAAGAGAUUUUGAAUUUGCUUUAUUGAGAGGACAACAGAAGUGCAAGAAGUAUAGUUGUCUGGUUCUGUCAGAGAUUUCUUCCUGUUAAAAGGGAAAAAUGAUUACACGUGUUAUAAAUAGAGUGAUAAAAAAGCUUUUCUCAUAGACUUCUUCUUAUAAGGUAUGUAAAAUGUUUACAUACGGCCCAUGGAUUGGUCCCAUGGCACUCACUUGUCGUCUCAGUAGUAACACAUGAAUUGAAGGGUUUAUUUGAAGUGCACAUAUGCUGAAAGUGGAGUCAGGAGAGGGCA